Bombina bombina (fire-bellied toad) is the source of this 1037-nucleotide messenger RNA. It is a transcript of the gene U2AF1, whose product is annotated as U2 small nuclear RNA auxiliary factor 1. The record is from RefSeq and is a predicted model, not a curated record. Gene Ontology annotation, biological process: mRNA splicing, via spliceosome. Gene Ontology annotation, cellular component: spliceosomal complex; U2AF complex. Bases 1 to 873 code for a protein of 290 amino acids. The transcript has 9 exons. Gene Ontology annotation, molecular function: pre-mRNA 3'-splice site binding; metal ion binding. NCBI's taxonomy places the organism in Eukaryota, Metazoa, Chordata, Amphibia, Anura, Bombinatoridae.
AUGGAUGUCGUGCAUAAGUCGAUAAGACAUAUAUUGAUCAUAUCCUAUCCGAGUAUAUCUACAUGUAAGUAUUUGUCAAGCCCUGUGAUAUCGGAUUGUGCUUUCCCUGGUUUUAAAGUCGCUGCUUUGGUAAUUGGACCUAAUUCUCUCCUCAGGGUUAACUGCUCAUUUUAUUUUAAGAUCGGAGCAUGUCGCCAUGGAGACCGAUGCUCGCGUCUUCACAACAAGCCAACCUUCAGCCAGACCAUCGCUUUGUUGAACAUUUACCGCAAUCCUCAGAAUUCCUCGCAGUCUGCUGACGGGUUAAGAUGUGCGGUCAGUGAUGUGGAGAUGCAGGAACACUACGAUGAAUUCUUUGAGGAAGUCUUUACAGAAAUGGAAGAGAAGUACGGAGAAGUGGAGGAGAUGAACGUUUGUGAUAACCUGGGAGAUCACUUGGUUGGGAACGUAUAUGUGAAGUUUCGCCGAGAAGAAGAUGCAGAAAAAGCUGUAAAGGACCUAAAUAACCGCUGGUUUAAUGGGCAACCAAUUCAUGCAGAGCUGUCGCCAGUCACGGACUUCAGGGAGGCCUGCUGCCGUCAGUAUGAGAUGGGGGAGUGUACACGAGGUGGUUUCUGCAACUUCAUGCAUCUAAAGCCAAUCUCUCGAGAACUGCGCAGGGAGCUAUAUGGACGGCGCAGAAAGAAGGACAGACCGCAGGGCAGAAUAGAAAUAAACAAGCACCGCUCGCGAUCUAGAUCCCGUGAACGCCGCUCUCGUUCCAAAGACCGUGGGAGGGGAGGUGGUGGUGGUGGAGGAGGAGGAGGAGGAGGUGGUGGAAGGGACAGGGAACGCCGGAGGUCUAGAGAUCGUGAAAGGUCGGGUCGCUUCUGAGCCCGGAUUUUUAUUCCAUACUGUGGGGAACCCAGGAGGUCCAGGCGGGCGGGAGGCUGCUGUCAGUGGUCUCGGGGGUGGGGGUGAUCUUUUUCAUUGUAUUUUUUUCCCUUUUUGUUUUUUUAAGUGGGGAUUCUGAAUAAACAUUUGUAGUGAUCCACUAA